Molecule: messenger RNA, 1061 nt
Organism: Hibiscus syriacus
Lineage: Eukaryota; Viridiplantae; Streptophyta; Magnoliopsida; Malvales; Malvaceae
Exons: 5
Coding region: 296-700 (134 amino acids)
Source: RefSeq, a predicted model, not a curated record
GGCUGUUGUAGUUUUUACUGAUCAAUUUACCAACUUUUAGAUUUGAUUGUGAUUGGAAGAAGAUUGAAGCAUUUGUUGGGUCCAAGACAGUAAUCCAGAUCCGUAGCCAUGCCCAAAAGUAUUUCCUAAAGGCUCAGAAAAAUUGGACAGCUGAACAUGUGCCUCCUCGGCCGAAAAGGAAAGCAGCCCACCCCUACCCACAAAAAGCACCGAAAAAUGGUAGGUAUACGGCAACCAUUUCGGUAUCAUUGUAUUCUUUUUUGAUCAGUUGUUGAUCUUGAAUUGACCCUCGGUAAUGUCUGCAUUCGUCGCAGUUGCAUUGUACCCCAAGUCGAAGUACCGUUUCAAUCUUCAUCUGCAUUGCUUGAAUAUGAUUAUACCUACAAACCAGAUUCAUCAUCUGUGCUCGGAAAUCCAAUUACCAAGCCAGCUUGGCCUUCCUGGAGUUAUGACUCUCUGCCGCCUUUCACCAUGUCUCAAGCCACUAAAGAUGAUGCUAUAUUUUCCGGACCAAAUCUGGCACCCAACACUUGUUAUAGUAGUAGUAAUGAAAGCACUCCGAGAACUUGGUCAGUUGGUGAAACAAUUGCCCGAGGGGAUCAUGGGAAGCAAUCUAGAGUUUUGCCAGAUUUUUCUCAGGUGUAUGCUUUCAUUGGCAGUGUCUUUGACCCCAGUGCAAGUGGGCACUAGCAGAAACUGAAGGAGAUGGACCCGAUAAAUGUUGAAACAGUAUGUCACCCAAUAUGAUGUUAAUAUUCUGAAAAAGAAAAAAAAUAUAUUGGUCGGGUGUGUGUUUGAGGUAGAGGCUUCACCGUUGCUUAAAAGCUUAUGGUCAACUGAAUGAGCGUUGUUUGGCUCUUUUUGCAGGUGGUGAUGCUGAUGAAAAACCUUGCUCACAAUUUGAAGAGCCCCGAGUUUGAGGUUCAUAGGAGGUUGCUUUCGACAUAUGAUGUGGGAUCCAAGGGUGUUAAUCUCAGUAGCUCUUACGAUGGCAUUCGCACUUGCAAAUCAGCAACUGCUAUCCCAACUGCAUAAUAACAUAUGAACGCCAGGUUGAGAGA